Vicia villosa (hairy vetch) is the source of this 528-nucleotide messenger RNA. RefSeq lists its product as uncharacterized. Bases 1 to 528 code for a protein of 175 amino acids. The transcript has a single exon. The record is from RefSeq and is a predicted model, not a curated record. Lineage: Eukaryota; Viridiplantae; Streptophyta; Magnoliopsida; Fabales; Fabaceae.
AUGAAGAAGUUCUAUGCUGUGAUUACUGUGAAUGACUUGCAGGUUCCUUGGAGAUUUCUAUUCCAUGGCAAUAUGGCUAGGCCUCGAGCUAUUCAUGUGACUUGGCUUGCUUGUCAUGGAAAUUUGGCCACUAAAGACAAACUUUGUCGGUUCAAUAUGAUUCAAGAUAGCAGGUGCAACUUAUGUAAAACGGUGGAUGAGUCCCUUGGACACCUUUUUUUCGAGUGUCCUCACACUCUGAUCAUUUGGAAGAAGGUUUUAACAUGGCUGGAGAUUGUGCACACCCCUGGCAGCUGGCUUGAAAAGCUACAUUGGGUUAUCAAUUUCAAUUCUAGGAAAGGAUGGAGGGCGAGUAUCCUCAAAUUGGCUUUUACUAAAACGGUUUAUGGUAUAUGGGCUUAUAGAAAUGAUGUGAUAUUUCAACACAACACUAAUAGAAACAUAUAUGAUAGCAUUAUAGAUUGUAUAGUGUAUAGGGGUUGGAGUUCUAAGAAGAUUAGGAAACACAUAGUUAGCCUUAUGGUUUAG